Messenger RNA from Plectropomus leopardus (leopard coralgrouper), 650 nucleotides. The record is from RefSeq and is a predicted model, not a curated record. NCBI's taxonomy places the organism in Eukaryota, Metazoa, Chordata, Actinopteri, Perciformes, Serranidae.
CCUAACUUUCCAGGGAACUCCAGGCACAUACCUGCCGUCCCACGCUGUCUACGGGCCGGAGGGGACGAAGAGCACCGUGGGCUCCAUCUCUCUGGGUCUGCCUCGGCAGCAGGAUCCCAACAAGCCUGGAGCUGCUGUUCCAUCCAUGCAGGACGGACGAGGCAACCCAGCAAAGAUUGGCGAGGGUCUGACCAUGAGAGGAUCAAUCACUCAGAAAAUGGCUGGGGAGCUACCCGGCACCAUAUCAGGGACCAGAUUUGGCCCACAGGCUGGCACACCAGCCCUGCCCCAGUCCAGCAUCGCCGCCGACCUCCUGAAGAGCACAAUCUCCAAACUGGCCACAGAGGACCUGAGCAGCCCGGACAAGGCGAGGGGAGAGCAGCUGUCUAAAGGUCACGUCAUCUACGAAGGAAAGAGUGGUCACAUCCUCUCCUACGAUGCCAUCAAAAACCCGAGAGAAAACACCCGCAGCCCCAGGACCGGCCUCGAGCUGAAACGCACUUACGACAUGAUGGAGGCGCCGAUGAGCAGGGGCCACCCCGGCAGGGAAGGAGCUCCGUUCGAAGGGUUGAUCAGCAGAGCCAUACCAAGAGAAGGUCUACACGGAGACUCUAAGGAAAGACCAAUAAUCACAGGAUCCAUCAUGCAAG